Messenger RNA from Saprolegnia parasitica CBS 223.65, 2622 nucleotides. RefSeq lists its product as hypothetical. Lineage: Eukaryota; Oomycota; Saprolegniomycetes; Saprolegniales; Saprolegniaceae. The record is from RefSeq and is a predicted model, not a curated record. Gene Ontology annotation, cellular component: extracellular region. The coding region runs from base 31 to 2622 and encodes 863 amino acids. The transcript has a single exon. Gene Ontology annotation, molecular function: flavin adenine dinucleotide binding; oxidoreductase activity, acting on CH-OH group of donors; protein binding. Gene Ontology annotation, biological process: proteolysis.
UGAGAAGGUCACUUUUCGAUUUCCAUCGCCAUGGGCAACACGACAUCGUACGGCCUCGCCUUGCUCUCCCUCGGUGUCGCGAUGGCCGACACCUACGACGUCAUCGUCGUCGGAAGCGGUCCCGGUGGCCUCGUCGCCGCCGAGUACCUCAGCCGGAACGCAUCGCUCUCGGUGCUCGUCUUGGAGGCCGGUCUCCCGACCCUCGCGGCGUCGGGUGGCAACAACUUUCCUAGCUACGCCCAGGCGAACGGCCUCACAGUCUUUGACAUUCCGGGCGAGUACACCAACAUUGCGUUUGGCGGCAACGCGGCGUACCGCUACGGCACGGACUGGGUGUCGUCGCCCACCGGCCUCUACCUCGGCAAGUGCGUCGGCGGCAGCUCGUCGCUCAACGGCAUGCUCUACUUUCGCACACCCGACUCGUAUGUGACCGAGGCGAGCUGGCCCAACGACGUGGCGACCGUCAACGCUGGCUUCUCGGCGAUCGAGACCAUGUUUACGGCCACCAACAACCCGUCGCCCGACGGUGUCCGCUACAACCAGCAAGCGUACAACAUCAUGCGCUCUGUUCUUGGCAGCGGUGGCGGCUACACCGAGUCGAGCAACCUCAACAACGACCGCAACGCCAAGAGCAAGAGCUACGGCCACCCGCCGUUCGCGAUCAAGAACGGUCUGCGCGACUCGCCAGCCAAGACGUUUCUCGGUGUCGCCAAGGCCCGGUCCAACUUCAAGCUCAUUUCGUCAGCGACCGUCUCGUACAUCAUUCAGUCCAAGGGUACUGCGACGGGUGUCGUCUACACCACCGGCGGCCAGACCGUGACCGCGAGUCUGUCGGGCAACGGUGCCGUCAUUGUGGCCGGUGGUGCAGCCAUGACGCCCAAGAUCCUCAUGCAGUCGGGCGUUGGUCCGUCGAGCCAACUCAAUUUGCUCAAGAGCCGAGGCAACUCGCCGGGUGUCAGUGGCGAUGCGGCCAACUGGGUCGUCAACGAGAACGUCGGUGACAGCAUGUUUGACUCGCAACAACUGCUCAUGACGUUCUCUCGCAACGACAUGGUCACCUUCUCGUACUCGCAGUCUCAAACCGCCGCGAUCACGCAGUACAUGACGCAAGGUCGCAGCGGGCCAUGGGCGAGUCCGGAUCCGAUUUUGAUCGCAUACGAAAACUACAACUUCAACAACCGGGCGUACCAGUUCCAGGUGACUGCGUUCACGCACGGCUUCAACUGGGGCAGCAACAGCCCCACCGAGUUUGGUGUCGCCGUGUACGUCAACAACCCGAUCUCGCGCGACAGUGCGCGCUUCAGUAGCGACGGCGGCUACCGCUUGGACACGGCGCGCAGCCUGUAUAGCAACCCGACAGACCGAGCAGCCGUGGCCAACUACCUCGACAAGCUCCGCGGAUGGAUGAGUAGCCAAGGUGUAACCCAGGUCGUGCCGAACGCUGGUGUCUCAUCGAUGGACUUUGUCAACGCCAACAUUCAAGGCGCCAACCACUACGGUGGCAGCUGCUACGCGUCCGGCGACGGCUCGGACGCCAAGCGGUGUGCGGACGAGACGCUGCGUGUCGUUGGUACCAAGAACAUUUUCGUCGGUGACGCCAGCUUGAUGAAGACGGGGACGGUCAACCCGUACGGCUUUAUCAUGUACGCCGGGUACCAGACCGGCGUCAACGUUGCCAAAGCGAUUGCUUCUGGGUCCACCACACCUGUGACGCCGCCUGGUUCGUGCAGCAACCUGCAAAGCGAUCUCGACUACUACGGCAACGACAUCAAGUCGACGUCGCGGGCGUCGGCGACGGACUGCUGCGGUGACUGCGCGGCGACCGCCGGCUGCGCCUUGUAUGUGUGGACAGGCAACAACGGCGGGACGUGCUGGCUCAAGAACGCUGCCGGCGCGCCGUCGUCCAAGCCAGGUGCCAAGUCGGGUUUCCGUGGCACGGUGACGACACCGCCGGUGACGACGACCCCGCCUCCCGCUGGCUCGUGCACCAACCUGCAGAGCGAUCUCGACUACUUUGGCAAUGACAUCAAGUCGACGUCGCGGGCGUCAGCCAACGAUUGCUGUGCCGACUGUGCAGCCACGACCGGCUGUGUCUUGUACGUCUGGACGAAUACGGCUGGCGGAACGUGCUGGCUCAAGAACGCCGCAGGCCCCUCCUCGUCCAAGCCGGGGGCCAAGUCUGGUUUCACGACGUCGCCUCCGCUCUCGUCAUGCGGCGCACCGCUCGCCAACACGGACUUUGACGGCCAAGACGUCGCCAAUGUGCCGGGGGGUACACCGGCGGUGUGCUGCGCUGCGUGCCAGAGCAACCCAGCCUGCAACGCGUACAGCAUUUGGAACAACAUUUGCUGGCUCAAGAGCGGUUCCAACGCGCCGCGCUCUGCGCUGGGCGUCGUGGCGGCCACCGUCAACAAGUGCUCGGCGCUCGAGUCUGACGUCGACUACUUUGGCAAUGACUUGGGCAGCGCGCCAGCCGCCGCCGCGACCGGGUGCUGUGCGCUGUGCCGCAACCGAGCGGGCUGCAAAUCCUUCUCGUGGUUUCAAGGGGUUUGCUACUUGAAGAGCGCCAAAGGUGCGUCCAGUACCAAGACGGGUGUGAUUUCGGCCGUGGUCAUUGCGUGA